GACCCUCCGAUAUGUUCCCGAAAGCUCCCAAGACAAAAUCAUCUCAGAUGAAGAUGUCUUUGAAACACUACUGAAAAUAUUUAAAGCUCUGUUCAUAAAUGACUUCAGUAGACAAGCACAGAUUUUGGCCUUACUUCCAGAAAUCAAGACUAAAUAUCUGGGAUUACUGACUCUUGAGCAGAAGCGAUCAAAAGUAAAUUCGUGUAAUCACCAGAGUCAACACGUGUCUGGUCCAGACGAAGUUCUGUUCAAUACGCUGGGGUUCAGUGUCACUCGAGACCGAAGUACCCUGGCGUCUGCUGGAACUGGAGUCUUUGUUACCAAAGGUUUUGUACCGAAAGGGACGGUUGUAGCUAUGUAUCCUGGUACAGUAUACAGAAAGCAUGAGCCCAUCUUUUUCCAGUCCCUUGGCAAUCCCUUUAUUUUUAGGUGCAUAGAUGGCGUCCUUAUUGAUGGGAAUGAUAAAGGACUAUCAAGGUCAGUGUACAGGUCUUGCAGUAGGAGAGAUCAACUUGGCCCAUUUCACAUGAGUGACGAGAGCUGGCUCACAGCUGCCCUGCAAAACCCACUGGCAGUGGGACAGUAUGUCAACAACUGCUCACAUGAGAAAGCAGCCAACGUAUGUUACCAGGAGUUUGAUGUGCCCGAAUAUUUUCCGGUAGAGCUGAAACAGUAUCUUCCAAACAUCGUCUACAGCCAUGACAUAGAGAG
This is a messenger RNA of Eurypyga helias (sunbittern), 711 nucleotides long. RefSeq names its product SET domain containing 9 (gene SETD9). The transcript is spliced from 4 exons. Lineage: Eukaryota; Metazoa; Chordata; Aves; Eurypygiformes; Eurypygidae. The annotation marks the transcript as partial. The record is from RefSeq and is a predicted model, not a curated record.